This is a messenger RNA of Nicrophorus vespilloides, 4032 nucleotides long. Its product is annotated as probable multidrug resistance-associated protein lethal(2)03659. The transcript is spliced from 9 exons. Lineage: Eukaryota; Metazoa; Arthropoda; Insecta; Coleoptera; Silphidae. The record is from RefSeq and is a predicted model, not a curated record. Gene Ontology annotation, molecular function: ABC-type transporter activity; ATP hydrolysis activity; ATP binding. Gene Ontology annotation, biological process: transmembrane transport. The coding region runs from base 1 to 3759 and encodes 1252 amino acids. Gene Ontology annotation, cellular component: membrane.
AUGAACCAUGAACAGGGAGGUAAUGAUGGUCAAACUCCUGACAAGAAGUCGUCCACCCAACGCAAACCCAAUCCAAGGAAGAACUGCAAUUUGCUUUCGUCUCUAUUUUUCCUGUAUAUGUUUCCGGUAUUUUAUUGUGGUUGGAAGAAGGGUAUCGAUGAGGAAUCUCUGUACGAGCCACUGGACGAAGACAGGGCCGAAAACGUUGCGGAAAAGUUGGAGGCGGCUUGGAUUCCGGCCAACAAAACAAACAGCAAAUGGGCUCUGCAUUUGGCACUGCUAAAAGUGUUUGGCUUCGAUUUCAUCGCCAUCGAUUUCAGCAUCGUUUCCCCUUUGCUCAUUGGAAAAUUGGUUCUGUACUUCAGCAGGGAUUUUAAAGAUGUUAACGAGGCGUACAUGUACUGCGGCAUCCUCGCUUUGUUCCUGAUCACGCACAAGGUGAUGCUGCAUCCUGCGAUGUUCUGGUUUCAUCAUGUCGCCAUGAAGAUGAGAGUAGGCUGCAGCUCGUUGAUGUACCGGAAAACGCUUCGUUUGGAUGGAAGAACGUUCGAGAAAUUCACCGUCGGUCAAUUGGUGAAUCUGCUUUCGAACGAUGUCAGCAAAUUCGAUCAGAACUUCGUGUUCGCUCACAGCUGCUGGGUGACCCCGAUCCAAACAGUCGUCGGCGCUUACCUAAUAUACAAUAACAUCGGCGUAUCUGGUUUGAUCGGGUUCGCGUUUCUCCUAUUAUCUUUCCCGCUGUUAGUGUGGGUCGGUAAGAGAACAUCGGUGCUGCGUUUGACCACGGCGAUGACCACAGAUAAACGAGUCAGGAUAAUGAACGAGCUUAUCUCCGGGAUGCAAGUGAUUAAGAUGUACACUUGGGAGAAGCCGUUCAUCGAUCUGAUAACAUCGAUUCGGCAAAAAGAAAUCCAAACUAUUAGAAAGCAGAAAUUCCUGCUGGGAGCUUCGUAUUCCUGCGAGGUGUUCGUUUCCAGAGCUGCCAUCUUCCUCAGCCUCAUCUCUUAUGUUUUCAUGGGCCACUCGAUUACCGCCGAGAAAGUUUUCGCCGUAACAACGAUAUACAACGUGAUGAGAUCCAUGGCCACGGCAGAACUACCUUUCAGUAUUACUGCAAUCGCCGAGGUGCACAUUUCCAUCAAGAGGAUUCAAGAGUUUUUGACCUACAGCGAGCUUCCAGUGCAAAAAACGAGCAGCUCCGAUCCGAAAAUCAAGCUGACUGGUGUAAGCGCGAAAUGGUCCGAAGAGAGCGGCAAGAAUCAUUUGAGCAACAUCAGCUUAGAAAUCAGCAAACCGCAACUAUUUUCUGUGAUAGGCGCUGUAGGAAGCGGUAAAACUAGUUUAUUAAACGUAAUUUUGCAAGAGUUACCAAUCCUUAGCGGAAAACUCGAGGUCUCUGGAACAGUUUCAUACUGUUCACAGGAUUGCUGGUUAUUCUCAGGAAGCGUUAGACAGAACAUAAUUUUUUCAACGAAAUACGAAGAGACGCGUUACAGGGAAGUCUGCAGGGUGUGCGCUUUAGAAUCUGACUUCAAUUUGCUUCCUUUCGGCGAUAAGACUUUAGUUGGAGAGAAAGGAAAAAGUCUGAGCGGCGGACAAAAGGCUAGAAUCAAUUUGGCGCGUUGCGUCUACAAAAAAGCAGAUAUUUAUUUACUAGAUGAUCCACUUUCCGCUGUUGAUCCAAACGUUGGAAAGCAGAUUUUCAACGAGUGCAUCAAGAGAUUCUUGAGAGAUAAAAUAUGCGUUUUAGUUACGCAUCAGAUACAGUAUUUGAAGGGAGAUGGUAGAAUUUUACUUUUACGCGAAGGCCUUUCUCAGAGCAUCGGCACUUACGAGGAAUUAGAUUUGGAUGAACCAGAAGAGAUUGAAGUUCAUAACGAGAUUUUAGAGAGCAUAAAACUGAAUGAAUUUAUUGAUGAUGAUCAAGUUUUGCAAGAAGAAAACCGAGGGAAAGGUGGAAUCGAAUGCAGCACUUAUAUCUCAUACUUCAAAUCAGGUGGAAAUUAUUUAACAGCUACAGUUUUGAUCCUAGUUUUCAUUUGCACUCAGGCAAUUGCGAAUUUCAACGAUUUUUACAUUAGCUUAUGGGUUACCAAGGAAGAGAUGAAUUUCUUGAAUCGAUCAUCGCUGAUUGAGAUGCGUCAGACGAUAAUUUACGAAUACUCCGGAAUAACGUUCUUCACCAUCGUGAUGGCCCUGACGCGCACCAUAUUUUUCUACCAAUUCUUCGUGCAAGCCGCCAAGAAUUUGCACCGCACCAUCUUGCUAAGGUUAACGAAUUCCGUGAUGAACUUUUUCCACAGAAAUCCCUCCGGUCGCAUCCUGAAUAUAUUCUCAAAAGAUCUCGGAAUCACCGACGAAUACAUUCCAUCUUUGCUCUUCGACGUAAUACAAAUAACUUUGACACUAUCCGGCAGUUUAAUCAUGUCCGCAAUUGUAAACCCGUGGCUUUUGAUACCAUCCGUCGUACUUCUGCUAAUCUUAUUUACGAUGCGAGUGGUCUAUUUAAGGACCAGUAUCAGCGUGAAAAGAGUGGAAAGCACCACAAGAAGUCCUAUUUUCAGUCACAUAACUGCGUCGAUGAAUGGGCUGAGCACUAUUAGGGCUUACGGAGCCGAAGAUACUUUAAUCAAGGAAUUCGAUAAUUUCCAAGAUAAGCACAGUUCGGCUUGGUUCAUUUUCAUUGCUUCGCAAAGGGCGUACGGAUUGUGGGUGGAUUUGAUUUGCAUAAUAUUCAUAACAAUCAUCGUAUUGAUUUUAAUUGUUAUGGAUGAAGGUGUGAAUGGUAGCGAGAUGGGCUUAAUUUUGUCGCAGUUUCUGUACUUGAUUUCGAUACUGCAAUGGGGGAUGCGGCAAUGGAGCGAAUUGGACAACCAGAUGAUUUCGGUAGAAAGGAUUUUGGAGUACAGAAAGUUGGAGAUCGAGAAGCUGAGGCCAGAUAUUGAAGUGCCUUUGGGAUGGCCGAAGACGGGAAGGCUUAGGUUCAAGAAUGUGCAGCUCAGCUACGGUUCGGAUUCGAAACCUGUUCUUCGCGAUAUCAACUUGUUGAUCAGAGCGGGCGAGAAAAUUGGGAUUGUCGGAAGGACGGGCGCGGGAAAGUCUUCGAUAAUCGUUGCUUUAUUUCAGCUGUUUCCCAUCGAAGGCGAAAUCGAAUUGGAUUCGAUCGAAAGCACAGUCGUCCCUUUGCAAUUGCUGAGAAAUAAAAUAUCGAUUAUACCGCAAGAGCCGAUCCUGUUCUCGAGCUCGAUGCGCCAGAAUUUGGACCCUUUCGACGAGUAUUCGGAUGACGUGCUUUGGCACGCACUCGAGCAAGUGGAGCUCAAGAAAGUGGUGCAAGUUAUGCCCUCCGGUUUAUCCUCGAUGAUUUACGAGGGAGGAAGCAACUUCAGCGUGGGGCAGAGACAGCUCGUGUGCCUAGCGAGGGCGAUCAUAAGGAACAACAAAAUAUUGGUUUUGGAUGAGGCCACGGCCAACGUCGAUCCUCAAACGGAUGCCCUCAUUCAAGAGACUUUACGUUCAAAGUUCUCCGAGUGCACCGUUUUAACCAUAGCGCACAGAUUAAACACGGUUAUGGAUUCCGAUAAGAUUUUGGUGAUGGAUGCCGGAAGAAUCGUGGAAUUCGACGCCCCGUACGCCCUUUUGGAAAGACCUUUUGGCACGUUCAAAACAAUGGUCGAAGCGACUGGCAAUUCUUCUGCUAAAACUUUAAAUAGCAUAGCAAAGCAGAAAUACGAAGCCACGAACCGCAAAGAACAUUGAUUGAAAACAAAUAAAAUCGAACUUACAUCCAUGACUUUCAUUUUCUCGUUCACACUUUCACUUUCAGCGUGACUACUUAUUACAUGAUUCCAAUACUGACUAAGGUCCAAGAGUUUCACUAUACUAUUUAUCAUAUGCGAUAAAUCCAUUUAAUGAUGAUAAUUUAUUUGGACUUAGCCGCAAUCUGUCCAAAGAGAUUACGAGUCAUUAACAGCGCUCCAGAUAAACAUCAUCUCUAUUUUUUUCUUCUUUUCUUCAAAAUUAGACCAAUAC